Molecule: messenger RNA, 522 nt
Organism: Colletotrichum orchidophilum
Lineage: Eukaryota; Fungi; Ascomycota; Sordariomycetes; Glomerellales; Glomerellaceae
Exons: 1
Coding region: 1-522 (173 amino acids)
Source: RefSeq, a predicted model, not a curated record
AUGAAGCUCUCCACCGCCCUCACCCUCCUCCUAGCCCCCCUGGCAGCCUUCGCCAAACCCCCCAAGCGCACACCUGACCGCGAACUCAGACUCGACCAGCUUCCCGCCUGCAUGCGGUAUUGCAUAGCCGAAACCAAAUGGCGCCUAAGAAGUCCCAUCCCCAAGACAACUGGGCAGUGGUGCCAUAUCACGGCGCCGCCCCAGACCCCGGAUUGGAUCGACUGGGGUCGAACCAUGGACAAGUGCAAGAAGCACCAGUGCGAGAGCAGCAUCUUCUGGGUCGACACCGCCAUCUGGCACUAUGACCAGUGCCUCUACCGUAGGGACAAGGAAGAGAGCUUGGCGUUCUUGAAUGACUACCGCAGGGCUUAUUGGUGGCCAAACGAACGUCAGCCUAUUCGGCCUCCACAUCAUAAGAAUUGGAUUUCAGACGAGCGAAUUGGUGUUCCUCAAUACCAGAUAGAUUGGGAGGAAGAGUAUGUGACGAAGCCUGCUGCACCACCUAUCCAGGAGCCUCAGUAA